Annulohypoxylon maeteangense is the source of this 2039-nucleotide messenger RNA. RefSeq lists its product as uncharacterized. Bases 24 to 1739 code for a protein of 571 amino acids. NCBI's taxonomy places the organism in Eukaryota, Fungi, Ascomycota, Sordariomycetes, Xylariales, Hypoxylaceae. The transcript is spliced from 2 exons. The record is from RefSeq and is a predicted model, not a curated record.
AGCAUUCAAUCUUCGAGGCCACGAUGGAUCCAGUAUCACUGGCCCUUGGUAUCGUUCCUAUCAUCCUAACAUCUUGUAAAGGCUUCAAAAAAUUAACUAAAAAAAUCCACAUCUUCCGUCACUGCAGUUAUGAAAUUCAUCAAGUCCAAAGAAAGCUCAGGAUCCAAGGGGAUUCGUUUCGGGACGAGCUUCAUCUGCUCCUCCGCCAAGUACUUGAUGAUGACGAGAUGGCUGCCACCAUAGUGGAUGGCAAAAACCAUCCACAGUUGCAACACAACGAACUUGAGGAUAGACUUAAGUCUUACCUAGGUUCCAAAUAUACCUUAUUCGAAGCGACGGUAAAUGAAAUACGAGAAAUAAUUGAGGGCCUUUUGGAAAAGUUUUCUACCUUUACUCAGUCCCAAACACCGCAUUCUCUAUCGAAACGUACAGCGGAUGCAAUCCAAAUCACCUUAAGGAAAAGCAACUACACAGAGUCACUUAAAACUCUAAAGGAGUCAAACGCAGAACUGAGAAGAAUUCGAAAGGUGGUUUGGGAAAUACAAAAAACUCCUAUGAGGAUGGACUGCAUUUCAUUACCAUCUGGAUAUGAAACCAUCCGAAAUAUGUCUUCGUCACUAUAUAACCUCCUACUAAAUGGGUCUUUGUCAUGCAGUACUGUCAUCGACGCCCAUCACUGCGUCAGACUCCUGUUGAAUUCCACGGACGAGAUUCACCCGAGUAUGAACGUCUUUUUUGAACAUCGACUGAUAAUUCAAAGCCAUGGGGGAAAUAUCCAUUUUCACGGCAUUCCCCAACAGAACUGCGGCAGGGUAAUGUUACCCAUAUGUGCAAGUUGCAAGGACGACCGUCAUCUUGUCUCGACCCCUGAAGCUGGCAGGGUUUCACAACAGCCACACAAUCAUAGAUCGGUUACCAUAGAUAUGGAUCAUUCAGCAGAUGAAGGCGACAAUUUGACUAAAACCGGGGUUAAAUGUAAAGAAUUAUAUGUUCGCUCCGAAGCAUGUUCUGGACCAUCGCCUCGAUCUCUAGGUUAUCUCAAUAUCAGGGAGAAUAAAAAGCUUGUCCUGUAUCCAGGUCUACGGGGGUUGGACACCAGUUGUGAUCUCUUAAUUCUGCGAAGGACUACGCCCCUUGUGGACUUUCUUAGUCUUCCUGUCCACCAUGUUAUUACAGACAUGGACCGCAUUAAACUGGGGAUUACCUUAGUAAAAUCGAUGUUGAAAUAUAACUCAACACCAUGGUGGCCUCAGGAGUUAACAUUGAGUCAAGUACAUGUUCUAGGAGAAGAAGAUAACGAUUUAUCGUCAUCUCUCAACACGCUACAUAUUUCGAUACAGCUCGGAGCGGCUGGCCUUGCCACCGAAGGCACCAAAUCUCCUUCUAUUUCUUUGGAUGAAGAAGAACGUCGACUUAGCUUCUUGUCCCCGGAGUCGAUUCAAUACGCCAUGGAUAACCAUGGUAUACGAAAUCUAACCCUGUAUGGUCUAGGGGUGUCGUUACUCCAGAUUGGCCUUUGGGAGAAUAUUCCAUGGGAAGAUCACGUACAGGUGCGCAGGAAAGUUGCGCGUCUCUCUUGGCUCGGGAAGCGUUAUAGGGAUGCGACUAAGAAGUUGAUCAAUUGCGAUUUUGGUCUAGCUACAGAAGAACUCUGCGACAGAAAUCUCCAGUCCGCCAUCUUCAGAGAUGUGAUAGGAGAUCUAGAAUCGAUUGUCAAUCUGUUGGAAAGCUCUGGAUAGGUAAAAAUAGCCCAUUUGCAAGGAUUGUACUCCAGUGGAUGGUGUUUCUCUAGAGCCUGAUGGAAAAUUCAUGUACCCACAUUUAUAGUUUCGUACCUCGCUAGGUGCGCUGAUAGAUAAGGAAAAAGACCUGGAGAAGUCUUGUGGAAUUGCACCCCGAGUUCCUCUCGGCGUGUUAUCCAAGAAUGGCGAUUGGAUCAAGCUUGUGGAGAUAUCAUAAUGGCUGGGUGGCUGCAUAACGAGAACUUUCCAAUUUCCACAGUGGAAGAGUUAAAAAUUAAUGGGUACCUGGGUACUUGC